Molecule: messenger RNA, 1482 nt
Organism: Gossypium raimondii (Peruvian cotton)
Lineage: Eukaryota; Viridiplantae; Streptophyta; Magnoliopsida; Malvales; Malvaceae
Product: lysM domain-containing GPI-anchored protein 2
Exons: 3
Coding region: 130-1209 (359 amino acids)
Source: RefSeq, a predicted model, not a curated record
ACGAUAACCAUAAUACAUUUUUAAAUAUAUACAUGUAUAUAAACUAAGACAAAGUUUCAAGUCAUUCACAUGCUUUGUUUAAUUUUUCUCUGAACAUCAAAUAUUUUUCCCAGGUUUUCUUCAAUCUGCAUGCGAAAAAGAAACAUGGGGUUCUCUAAACUGUUUGUUAUAAUUCUUGGGUUGCUCUUAGCUCUCACCCUGGAUCACUGCACUGCUCAAGAAUUCAGAUGUAGCUCCCCGAGUUCAUGCCGUGCACUUGUCGGGUACAUCACCGUCAACAACACCAACCUUGGCGCUAUCCAAUCGCUUUUCAACGUCUCGAGCUUCCAGAGUCUCCUCGGAGCCAACGACUUGCCUCUUUCCACUCCGCGCAACCGCACCAUAGCUGCACGACAACUCAUCAGAGUCCCCAUCAAUUGUGCUUGUUACAACGGAACCGGGACUUCCAGCGGCGGUCCCACAUACACGAUUCAACCAGGGGACGGGCUUUACCACAUAGCGGCCGAGGUGUUCUCGCAAUUAGUGCUGUUCCCACAAAUUGCAGCUGCCAACAACAUUUCGAAUCCAGAUUUGAUAGCUGCUGGGGACACUCUGCAAAUCCCGUUGCCGUGUAGCUGCGAUGACAUUGACGGUCAGAAAGUGGUGCAUUACGCACACGUGGUGGAACCUAACAGUACUUUGCCAGAGAUUGCUCAGGAGUUUGGAACCAAUGAGGCAACUUUAGCUCGGAUUAAUGGUAUCACCGCCCAGAAUCAGUUAAAAGCUGAGCAACCCAUUGAUGUUCCUCUUAAAGCCUGUAACUCAUCAGUAAGAAGUGACUCAUUGGACUUUCCUCUACUUGCUGCUAAUGGCACAUACGUCUUCACUGCAAACGGCUGUGUGAGAUGCACCUGCGAAGCUGCUAACAACUGGACAUUACAAUGUGAACCUUCCCAGAACAGACCAUCGAGAUGGGAAAGAUGCCCAUCAAUGCAAUGUGAAGAUUCUCAAGGUUUAUCGCUUGGCAAUGUCACCACCUCGGGUUGCAGUAGAACCACAUGUUCCUAUGCUGGCUUUAACAACUCAACCAUCUUCACUACCCUGGUCCAGGACUCAUCUUGUACAACAUCGACUCCAAGCAAUGAUGUGUCAAGAAUCAAUUUGAAAUGGGACAUUGUUAUCAUAUCGGUCUUGCUUAGUCUCCAUCUAGUAAUGCUUGAAACAAUCUAGACGACUUCAGUGGGCUACCAGAUUCUCAAAAACAAAAGACUUUUGGCUAUUUUCUACAUGGUCCCCCCUCAGUUAGCCAAAAAGCUUUUAACUGUUCUUUUUCUUUGAUGCUUACGUUGUUUUCUGGUUAGUUUAUCAAAGUGUUGCCUUUGGAUUAUUCAGAUUUUGAUGAUUAUUGUGUUUUUAUCAGCAAUUAUUGUGAUGUAAAGUAGAACCUUUUUUAUUAUUUAUUUCAACCCAAACCCAAACCCAAACUCUGCUUUCAUAUUCAAA